Molecule: messenger RNA, 1744 nt
Organism: Papaver somniferum (opium poppy)
Lineage: Eukaryota; Viridiplantae; Streptophyta; Magnoliopsida; Ranunculales; Papaveraceae
Product: ADP,ATP carrier protein ER-ANT1-like
Exons: 3
Coding region: 150-1088 (312 amino acids)
Biological process (GO): mitochondrial ATP transmembrane transport; mitochondrial ADP transmembrane transport
Cellular component (GO): mitochondrial inner membrane
Molecular function (GO): ATP:ADP antiporter activity
Source: RefSeq, a predicted model, not a curated record
AAUUGCAAUCAAAUCAAAUUCACUAGCUCCAACAAAAUACGAUAACUCCAGUAAGGUUCAGAUUUCUUCAGAAUACUUGUUCCUCUCUCUCUAUCUCUCUGGUUGUAUUUCCAGAGAAUAGAUAGAGAGAAGAAGGCAACAAAAGAAAAAUGGAGAAAUCUCGACCACACCCGGAUAAAUUUUCUAGUGAUUUGAUGAUGGGUGGAUUUGCAGCAGCAAUAUCAAAGAGUGCUGCUGCACCUAUGGAGAGAGUGAAACUAUUGUUACAGAAUCAAGGGGAAAUGUUGAAAACAGGAAAUCUUAAAACACCUUAUAAUGGUAUUCAAGAUUGUUUUAAAAGGGUUUUGAGAGAAGAAGGUUUUUUGUCAUUCUGGAGAGGUAAUCAAGCUAAUGUCAUUCGGUAUUUCCCUACCCAGGCAUUCAACUUCGCGUUCAAAGGCUAUUUCAAAAACCUCCUUGGGCGCUCGAAAGAGAAAGAUGGCUACUUGAAGUGGUUUGCAGGAAAUGUUGCUGCAGGUAGUGCUGCAGGAGCAACUACUUCUUUGUUUCUCUAUCAUUUAGAUUAUGCUCGCACCAGACUAGGCACUGAUGCAAAGGAAUGCCCUGUAAAUGGUCAGAGACAGUUUAAAGGGAUGGUAGAUGUUUAUAGGAAAACUGUGUCAAGUGAUGGCAUAAUAGGUCUUUAUCGGGGCUUUGGGGCAUCAAUCAUGGGAAUUUCUCUGUAUCGGGGUAUGUACUUUGGGAUCUAUGACACCAUGAAACCCGUCAUUCUGGUUGGGUCUUUCGAGGGGAACUUCUUUGCCUCUUUUCUGUUGGGUUGGAGUGUUACAACAGUUUCAGGGGUUUGUGCAUACCCUUUUGACACUGUUCGUCGAAGAAUGAUGCUAACCUCAGGACAACCUUCCAAGUAUCAUAACUCUCUGCAUUGCUUCCGUCAGAUCAUUCACCAUGAGGGUAUUUUUGCACUAUUUAGAGGAGUUUCCGCAAACAUGCUUCUAGGUAUGGCAGGGGCAGGAGUUCUGGCAGGUUAUGAUCAGCUACAUCGUUUAACUUACAUGCACGGGUAUGGUCAAAGAACCUUAAAUUGAUGAACAAUCUCUCAAUUUUUUUUUUUUGUGAAUCUCACUCUGAACAAAAGUGAACAUUAAAAGAAAGAAAUCGAAAACAACGUUAUCAGUGACAGCUUAUGAGGAUUACGAGGCUUUCUUCCUAAAUGCACAUAGAGGGAAAGGGGAAAAGCUUCCAUUUUGCUAAAAUCUGUACAGUGGGAAAAAAGAAGAGUUGCAUGAAUUCUUAGCCAAUAAAAUGUUUAUAUGUAAUGUUGGAAGUAGGCAAAGCAUACAAUGUUAUGUGUGACAUUUGAAGGCACCAUAAGGCGGCGGGGGAGGCAAGAAAAAGGUAUCAGUACGCAACAAACAGCCAACACAACCAGCAUUAGGAGGGAUCUCUUUUGAUGUGUGGGCGCCUGAGGAGCAGAAUUUGCUACGCUUGCCGAGGUUUCAGUUGGUGAGUUCAGCAAGCUGCAACAGUGGGGAAGUUUUGGAGUAUAGGAUUUUGUCCUGGGUCUAAAAUAUAAGUAUGCUGUGGGCCAAAACUCACUUUGCGUAUUUUUUUUGGCUGGGCUUUUUAAGUUUUAGAUAAAAGAUGAUUGCAUCUGUAAACAUUCUCUCUCUGUGAAAGAAAACUCAACUCAUGUAAGUUCUUUAUCAAUGUUCUGAAAUUUCAGUUUCACUUUUAUAUUUCA